ACGUAGCGAGCUCGAGCCAAAAUGACACGAGCCGGCUUCAAAAUAACCCGGUUGUUUGACGGCCCCAGUUCGGAGGGAGUGGAACGUGAGACUCGGAUCGAUAUGGUCGGGAAUCCGAUUCGAUUGUCAAAACAUCCAGAGGCUUAAAAUUCCGGAGCACCUGGAGUGUCUUCAUUCUGUUGUAUGUCUAAGAUUACAGAUGGAGUUAUGUCUCUAGAAUUCCUCCUUCGUGCUCUCCGCAAUGCCAGGUGCAUCAGAAAAAGAAAGAUGGUCCACGGAAAAAUAGUCAUGUCCGGAUUUCUCCCCAAUCUCUUUGCAAGCAACCAUUUGAUGUCUAUGUACGUCAGAUGCGAUCGCAUAGAGGAUGCGCGUCGUCUGUUCGAUCAAAUGCCCGAGAAGAACGUGGUCUCCUGGACCAUUCUGAUAUCUGGGUAUUCAAAAUCAGGGCCAAAAGAAGCGGCAGUCAGGUCUUUCAGAUCGAUGGCGUUAGCGGGUUUCAGUCCGAAUGACUUUACUUAUGUCAGCGUUCUUUCAGCUUGUGCAAGCAUUGGAGCAGCGAGGAGUGGGAAAGAGAUUCAUGGAAGGAUUUAUAGGCUCGAAGGAGGUGUUUUUAGUAGCUUCGUAAGCAAUUCAUUGGUUAAUUUGUAUGCAAAAUGUGGAAUGAUACACUUGGCCCAUAGUGUGUUUGAUGGAAUUCUUCAGCCGAAUAUGGUAUCAUGGGGCUCGAUCCUUUCAGGCUACUGUCAAUGUGGAGAGAAUGAGGAAGCUUUGAGGAUCUUCUCACGUGCAUGGAAAGAGGGUGUGGAGGUCAAUGAGUUCAUGGUUGCCAGUGUCUUGAGUGCUUGUUCUAAUUUGGGAGUUUCAGCUGUUGGGAAGCAAGUGCAUUGUUAUGUCAUCAAGAGUGGAAUUGCAUCUGAUCAGUUUGUUGAGGCGGGAGUCAUUGAUAUGUAUGUAAAAUGCAACGAGCUUGAUUUGGCUUACCAGGCUUUCUCUGAGUUAGAUGAGCCAGGUUUGGCAUCCUGGGCUGCAUUGAUUGCAGGGUACGCUCAUCAAGGCCAUGGAGAGACAGCUAUGGGUCUUUUUAGAAAGUUGCACUCUUCCUGCUUGAAACCAAAUGAACAUAUCUUUCCCUCUGUUCUUGUGGGUUGUUCUAUAGUUGCUGCAGUUGAAGAAGGGAAGCAGCUCCACUCCCUUAUAAUUAAAUCAGGUUUCAGAAUGGCUGCAUAUGUUGGCAAUGCAGUCAUGGAUUUUUAUGCAAAAUGUGGAUUGCUUGAUGAAUCUUUCAAACUUUUUGAAGAAAUGGAAGAACAUGAUAUUGUAUCAUAUAAUGCUAUGAUUGCCAGGUAUGCUGAUCAGUGUGAUUUUAAAGGAGUCAUGGAACAUCUGAAACAAAUGCUGCUUGAAGGGAUAAAUCCUAAUCCUUAUACUUAUUCCAGUAUUUUAAAACUUUGUGCUGAUCUUCCAGUGGUAGGGUGGGGUCAACAGACCCACAAUCUCAUUAUUAGACUUGGACUUGAUACCAAUGUAAUUGUCGGAAGUGCACUCAUUGACAUGUAUGCAAAGUGUGGAAGAUUGGAAGAUGCUCGCAAAGUCUUCCAUAUGAUGCCUUCCAAAAACUUGGUUUCUUGGAACAGCAUGCUUGUUGGGUAUGCUCAACAUGGAUUUGGCGUUGAGGCAUUAGGUAUCUUUCACAUGAUGCAAAUGGAGAGUGUCAGGCCCAAUGAAAUAACUUUCAUUGGAGUUUUAUCUGCUUGUGCUCAUGCGGGUCUUGUCGAACAAGGGCAGUGCUACUUUGAUCUUAUGAAAGGGUAUGGAAUAAUUCCAAGUAUGGAUCAUUUUGCUUGUAUGGUUGAUCUAUUUUCCCGAGCUGGGCUGGUUGAAAGAGCCUAUGAGUUUAUAAAAAGCAUACCUAUCAAACCAAAUAAGGUUACGUGGCGUAGUCUAAUGGCUGGCUGUAAAACUCAUGGAAAUUUAGGCAUUGGGUUGUAUGCAGCUGAGCAAAUUUUGAAGAUCGAUCCUGAAGAUGUUUCAGCACAUGUCAUGCUUUCUGGUGUUUAUGCACAUGCUGGGAUGUGGGAUGAGAGAGCUGGAGCGAGAGCUGUUUUAAAGAUGGGGCUAAAGAAAGUGCCAGGAUGCAGUUGGAUUUAGGUGAAGAACAAAAUUCAUUGUUCUCUGUUGGGAAUGCACCACAAAACCAUGGAGAUGGUAUCGAUACAAAACUGAAUGGGUUGGUGAUUCAGAUGAUUGAUGCAGGAUGCACAUCCAAAGAAGUUAUUUUUGCAUCAUGAAGAGUAAGGGUAUGUCCCACCUUCCCCAAAAAUUACUGAGAAAGCGAGAGGAGACAUUAAUAAAGAAAGUGGUAAUCAGUACACUCAAAGUUUUCAUGAGAGGAUACAUUAAUAAAGAAAGAGGUAAUCAGUACAACAAACUUUUCUUGUAAAGAUACUCAAUAAGUUGUAUUAGAUAUUCUACAAAAACAGGAAUCAGCUCGUACAGUUUUGAGCCGAAGAAGUAAGUUAGUCCACAUAAUUCAUCAAUCUGAAUUAAUGUCAGUUGAUUUUUAUGGAUGCUUAAUCCAUUUGCUGUUCUAUAUUAAAAGGGAACCAAUGAUCAGCUUCAACUAUGCAACAGAUAGUUGAAUUACAAAUUGGUUUUCUUUAAUAAGGGAGAAGGGACUGAUCCAGCACAUGCAACGCUCACAAAUCCAGAAAAGUUUCAACAAAUUAUAAGUAGCAGAAACAUCUCGAGUUAGUAAUUCUAGUCAACAUAACAUGCAUGGUUGUCAAGUUUCUGCAUCUCCAUGCCUACUCAGACUGCCGGGCACCGACAAGAAUGUGGUCAGUGAUGGCACAGGGAGAAGGGUCAAUUUUGGGCAGCAACUACAGUACAACAUGAUAGAGUCCGGAUAAAUUGAAGCAAGUGAUAUGGAUGAGUAUGAGCCUUAGCGCAAUGGUAAGGUUGACCUAGAUGUCAUGGAUUUGAAACACGAACAUAGUGUUUCUGCAUGUGGGAGUAAGGCUGCAACAGCCGAGCCUCUUCAGACCCUGUGAUAACAGGAAUCUCAUGCACUGGGCCUCCCUUUAAGUGAUACAAAUGAGUUAAACAACUAGGUUGAAAUUUGAGUUUGGUUCUGUUCAUGGGCUGAUAUCCAGCAUAUAUCAGCAGGAAAUUGUGAAAGCAGUUCAUGCUUCGAAAACUCUGACCAAUGCUGCUGGUGUAACCUUUUAUGAAUAUUUGUUUAAUGCUACCAGUUUCACUGGGCAUAAAUAGAAAGUAAACUUACAAAUUACAGCCACAUUUUCCACACCAAGACAAAUUUUCAAUAUGCAGGUAAUAAGACUGUUUUUGGUGUUCGAAGAGCAGAUGCUGGUUAUAUAAUAUCUGAGGGAGAUUGAUGAUGCUGAUAAUCUAGUGAUGGCAAUUCAGGCAAAGAAGAACAAAAAGGCUGUGAUUGUUGGAGGAGGAUACAUCAGUCUUGAGCUUGGUGCUGCAUUGAGGAUCAACAAUUUGGAUGGCCCUGAAUGUGCAAAUGGCUACAGCUGCGACAGCCGGCUAUCAUCUCUUCGGCUCCAAUUUCUCAUCCACUCAAAUGGAUGCGCUUAGAAUCCAAUGCCUCCCUCCUGUCUGAUUCGCAAAGGCGAGCGAGAUGGCUGGGCGUGUCUAGCGAACAACAAACGAGACGCUACAGAUAUGCCGCGUGACCAAUGGGAUGUGGCAGGCGAAAGGAGGGUGGGGGACGAUCGACCCCGAUGCCGCUGUCAAUGCCAUGCUCCAUCACACUGAUGCUGGCUUCACCACCUUUGGCAUGACCAAUAUCACCUCAUCUCAUUUUUGUAGGCCUCAUUUAUCUUGCACUCGUCUAGAUGAUUAGCUCACAGAAACAAGAUGAGGUGAUUGGCGUGGUGCAUGACUACAUUGGUGCAUAAGGUGUCGGAUAUAAU
Molecule: messenger RNA, 3941 nt
Organism: Phoenix dactylifera (date palm)
Lineage: Eukaryota; Viridiplantae; Streptophyta; Magnoliopsida; Arecales; Arecaceae
Source: RefSeq, a predicted model, not a curated record